Molecule: messenger RNA, 819 nt
Organism: Metarhizium acridum CQMa 102
Lineage: Eukaryota; Fungi; Ascomycota; Sordariomycetes; Hypocreales; Clavicipitaceae
Biological process (GO): negative regulation of glycolytic process; regulation of pentose-phosphate shunt
Cellular component (GO): cytosol
Molecular function (GO): fructose-2,6-bisphosphate 2-phosphatase activity
Source: RefSeq, a predicted model, not a curated record
AUGCACCUUCUUCUUAUCCGUCAUGGCGAAAGCGUGGACAACGUAGCUGGCCUCUACGGCGGCUCUCGCGAUGCCGGCUUGACCACCCACGGUGCCCUGCAAGCACAGCGAUUGGCGUCGAGCCUGGCCGCGUCCAAGUUGCAGGUCAAGCACAUCUUCUCCUCCAACCUUGAUCGGGCGGUCAAGACGGCCAACGCUGUAUGCGAGUCUCAGAACAAGACGCACCAGUCUGCGCUGGCUGUCGUCCAAGUGGCCGAGCUUCGAGAGAAGCACUUUGGCAACUGGGAGGGCGUCAAGUUUGCAUCUGGAUCCGCCGACCACAGGCCAGUGCAGACGGGUGCCGAGACGAUGGAGUCGCUCAAGGCGAGAUGCGGUGCCUUCUUGGAAAACCACCUUGCUCCCGUCCUCACCGCCGCCAUGGUCGAGCACGAGAAGAACUGCGUGGUUGUCGUUGGCCACGGCAUCAGUCUCGGAGUGCUGACAUUGGCUCUGGCCAAGAAGCUCAGCAGCACUGGCGCCACGCGUGAUGCCCCCGGGGACGCCGUCUCGAACCAACUCGCCUCUACGAGGAUAUCCUGGAGCAACACGGGCUACGCGGAUCUCGUCAUUUCGAAAUCCGAUGCCGCAGUUGACGUUGCAGCCGGCGGCAACCCAUGGUUUGGACUCGAGCUCCGUGUCGCGCAGAUCAACUGCACCACACAUCUCGCAGGACUUCGCAAGACUCGUGGCGGAAUCGGCAGCGCCGCCCACGACGAGAAACAGAAGACCAUUGAGGGUUACUUCACUGCCUUUUCGCGGAAACGCAAGGCAGACAACUGA